Molecule: messenger RNA, 2913 nt
Organism: Stylonychia lemnae
Lineage: Eukaryota; Ciliophora; Spirotrichea; Sporadotrichida; Oxytrichidae
Source: the annotation of a GenBank genome assembly
AUGGGUCUGCUUAAUAAAAUAUUCUUUAAAAUUGGGCUCUAUUCAGCUUCCAAUCCGAUUACAGCAUGCUUUUUCGCAGUUAUGUUGACACUGACUUGCUCCCUUGGUUUUAUCAACUAUAAAUUGACAAAUAACCCUCAAGACUUGUGGGUUCCUCAAUCUUCAAGAGCAAAUACUGAGUAAUCUUUUUUCAAUGAACAAUUCGGAGCCUUCUUCAGAAUCAAUACAUUCUUCAUGGCGCCUCAAAAAGAUGAAAAUGCCAAUGAUGACAUUUUCUAGAAACCUUAUCUCGAGCUUCUUUAUCAUGUUCAGGUCGCUAUUGAGACUGCAACUCAAGAAUUCAAAAACAUUCAAAUUUAACACGAUGAUUUUUGCUACAAGCCUAUCACUGGAAAAGGAUGCAUUGUAACAUCACCUAUGCAGUACUGGUAAACUGACUUAGAUAAACUUCUAAAUGAUCCUGAUGUCAAAGCUACUACUCAAUGUAUUCCACCCGCAGGCGCAAAGGAAAGAGUUUGUUUUGAUAAAAUUGGUGUUCCUGUCAUGUAAUAUACUAUUUUCGGAAAAUUAGCAUGCCAAGGCGAACAGCAGUCAGCUUGUUCACUUUGCAGAGUUCAAGCAAGCGCCUUACAAGCAACAUUUUUGUUGAAUAACAAUCAAUAUCAAUACGAAUCAGCAGACGAGUGGGAGAAAUAGAUCUUUAUUGGAAACAUCAAGACUUUCAACAAACUAUUCGGAUACAAUUCUGAUCUCUUAGAUGGCAUGUCCUACAAUAAUACUCUUUAUAACAAACUAAAGGAAGUUAAGGAAAAAUAUGAAUCUGAGAAGUUCGUGUUCAUACCAAUUAAGAUUGAAUUUUUAGCUGAGAGAUCAAUUCCAGAUAAUAUUGAACUUGAGGGCACUCAAAAUGCUUACAUUAUCAUCAUCUCAUACAUAAUGAUGUUCAUCUAUGUUUCAGUAUCUAUUGGAUUCUUCCCAUCAGCAGUAUAUAACAGAUUCAUACUUGGUUUUGCAGGUAUUUUCGUAGUCAUUUUCGCCUUGAUUAUGGCUAUUGGUAUAACUUUCUAUGCUGGUAUUCCUCUUACUAUGAUUUCGGCUGAAGUCGUGCCUUUCUUGAUUCUUGCUAUUGGUGUUGAUAAUAUGUUCUUGAUCUCAAGAGCUGAAAGAAGUAUUCCAGAGCAUGUUACUCAAAUGGAAUUAAGAGUUGCUUAUGCCCUAAAGGAAAUAGGACCUUCAAUCUUUGCUGCUGCUUUCUGUGAAGCACUUGCCUUCUUCAUUGGUAUGCUUACAGAUGUACCAGCUCUCUACUCUUUCUGUUUGGUAGCUGGUUUAUCAGUAAUUGCUGAUUUCAUCCUUUAAAUAACACUUUUCAUCGCUGCUCUCACUCUUGACGGUAAAAGAAUCUAAAAUAAUAGAGCUGACAUUCUAUUCUGUAUGAAGAUUGACAAAUAAAAGAAACCAAGAAAGGAAUGGAUCAGAACUCUUUUCGAAAAAUUCUUUGUUCCUUUCUUAUUCUAUCCCUUAACAUAAGUCGUUGUAUUCGGCAUUGCAAUUUGCUUGUUUAUCAUUGCUGUUUGCUCUUGCUUAAAACUUGAAUUAGGUCUCAAUCAAAAUGUAUCUUUAGUUGAGGACUCUGAUACUUUUAACUAUUUCAAUGUACUUUUCGAUUAUGGGGCUGCUGGUCCUCCAGGCUAUCUUGUUUUCAAGAACAUUGAUUACACAAAUACCACCAAUUUGGAAAAGUUGUCGGAGAUGCAGGUUCAGCUUGCUCAAUUAAAUGGCUCAGUUAUUUCUCCAGUUUAUUCAUGGGUAACUCCAUUCUAACAAUUUGUCAAGGGAGGAGAUUGGUCUGAGGAGUGCGGAACCGAUAAAGCCUAAAUCCUAGACUUUGAUGAGCAAGUUAAACUUUUCGUACAAAUUAAAGUGCAAAGCAAGUGUUGCCAAUAAUACGGUAUUUGCGGAGAGUAAUUCAUUUCAGACAUCAAUUUUGAUGAUAGUGGAAAAGUUAGUGCAACAAGAUUUAGAUUCUCUCAUACCCCUGUCAGAUAUUAGACUGAUUUCAUUAAAGAUCUCAUCUUGACUAGAAGAGCUACCGAUCAAUUCUCUAAAUAAUUGAGUACUCGUAAAGACUCUACAGGCAAUAGUCAGAAACUCUUAAAUGAAUAAGACCUAUCAUUUACUCAAAGACUUUUAAACAAAAUGGGUUUCAAGCAACAAAGUUUGGUUGAAUCUGAAACUGAGGCACCUAACGCCUUUACCUACUCCUUGUUUUAUGUUUUCUACGAUCAAUACACCUACAUUAGAGGAGUCCUUGCUCAGAAUGCUAUGCUUGGAACUGCUGCAAUCAUCCUGGCACUCUAAGUUCUUGGAUCACUUCAAAUUGCUCUCAUUAUCGGAUUGUGCGUGUUCUUAGUUCUUUUCGAAUUGAUGGGAUGCAUGUGGAUGCUGAAUGAAGUUCUUGGCGGCUAUCCUAUUGAAAUGAAUGCAGUCUUUGUAGUCAAUUUGGUUACCUCACUCGGAUUUGGUGUUGAGUUCUGUAACCAUAUCGGAAUGAACUUCAUGAGACAACCUGGUGACAAACAGACUAGAGCUAUGAAGGCUCUCUCCGAGAUGGGAAGUUCAGUUCUUGUUGGUAUCGCAUCGACCAAGUUCAUUGGAGUUGUUGUAUUGGCUUUCGCUCCAUCUACAAUCUUCAAGCUUUACUACUUCAGAAUGUAUCUCUUCAUUAUUCUCUUGGGUCUAUUCAAUGGACUCUGCUUCUUACCCUUGGUUCUUAGAUGGAUCGGACCUCAACCAGUAAGAAUUUUUCUACUUUAUAAUUUGAUUUUUAGGAUCCUCUUGAGCUUAAGGAGCACUAGCAAGAUUUGUUGGAAUUUGAAAAACUCAAAUAGCUUGCUAGAAAUAAAAAAAUGA